Messenger RNA from Trichobilharzia szidati, 5726 nucleotides. The record is from the annotation of a GenBank genome assembly. NCBI's taxonomy places the organism in Eukaryota, Metazoa, Platyhelminthes, Trematoda, Strigeidida, Schistosomatidae.
UAUCAUUCCAUCUCACUGGUGAAAUUAUUCAGUGAAUAAAUCGAAAUCAUUCAGGACUUUUUGUUUUAUUUUAUUUGUUUACCACUGUACUUACAAGAAGAUAGUGUUGUACCGUUUCAUUUCAUCACCAAAAUCUAAUUAUUGUACCUAAAAAUGCCAGAUGAAAUGUUGAUUCCCUGAACAGGUGAUGUAUAUAUAUAUAUAUCACCUGUUCUUCAUAUCAGUACAUAUAGUUAACCUUUUACUACUUCAGGUGAAAAUAACAUGCCCGAAACAAGUGCUACUUGCAUAUACGUAAAAGCUUUGUUUCAGUCAAACAAGAAAUUUGUUAAAUGCAACCAUUAUUUAGUGAACUUUUACAAUAAUUUGUAUGCGAAUAUCAUUAACUUAGAUCUUUUGAUGAUAGUAUAUAAAAGAUAAACUUUUAGGACGCAUUUUGUUGAUCAUUUUGGAGUCUUUUGUUAAAUGGUAUCAUACUAUCUCUUCAAGUGUGUUACAAAUUACCCUGUACAUAUGCUUAAAAAUUUACAGGUUGUAUAUAGCUGAUGAUAAACUAAGUGAAAUGAUGUCAUCUUAUUCUGCUUCAACCAUGAUAUUUGCCUUAUUUUAAUUAUUUCAGUGACAUUUAAAAAAUAUUAAAAAUCUGAUACUGACGCUGUAUGUUCGAUGCUACCACUUUGAUGCAUUUUGUAUUCUAUGGCUUAGUUUAAACACAGUAGGCUGUUAAAAUUCAGACUGAUCAAAAGCGGCGUCACAACAGCUGUCAAAAUAGAUAACACUAAGCACAUUGAGAAUGUUUUAAACACUUGUGGUUACACUCAGCAUAUGUGACAUAUUUGAUCAAACUUUUGACAGAUGAGCACUUGAUUCAGAGAAAUGAUCGGUAAAAUUUAUACGAAAAGGACUAGUUGUGAAUGAAAUUAGUAAAAAUAUUCUGCCUCGUUUUUGUAAAACGUUGAUACAACCCGAACAUCAGUGAGAUUUCCGAAAAUUUUAGCAUACAUUCAGCAUGGUAAAACAGUUAACUCAAACAGUAAAUGGAACUCAACAACCUAGUGCAGACCUAUGCACUUUGAACUGACCUAACGGCACUACAUUACUUUCUGAGAUUUAACCUCAGAGUAUGAUUACCAUCGCAUGAUCUACUGAUGCAUUCAGUAUUAAGUCCAAGCUGUCGAAAUAGGUGAUGAAGUCAUUUAAUCAUUAUACUCGAGCUUUAGAAAGGUUAAUAAAUUUUUAUCACUUCUUAAACAUACAGUGUGAAUAAAUUUAACAAUGAGUUUGAUAAAUAACUAAGCAGAUAUAUACAUAUAUAUAUAUAUAGUAGGAAAUGGGCAAGAAACUCUUGUAGUCUGACUUCAAUACCUGAAUUAAUAGCAGAGACAGACUGAAAAUAGUCAUUCAUUUUUAUAGUGUAUCAACUAGCAACUGGUAAUCAACAUAUUUAUAGAGCAUUUCUUUAUUAUUGGUGACCUGACAACGAGGAGUCCUGAAACAGGAUGAAAUGUCAACCUGGUAUUCCUUGGUUAUAAACGCCCCAGGUGAAAAUCAGUCGAAUUCCCACCAAAUUAACAACUGGGGCAGUCUCUGUCUAGACGCACAACUACUUUGUUUCAACUCUUUCUUCCCACUUUAAAAGCAGUCACGAGAAAGUGUAAAUAUCCUAAAAAUAAUAGUUCCGCUUUUCAAUUUGGUUUUACUAAGUACCUUAAAUAAGACUAUUUGUACAGCUUAAUUAGUUUUUACGGAUUUGGGUACAGAUAUCUAUAAUGCUACAGAAAAUCAAAUAUGGCAUUUGGCCCCAAGUUCGGGUAUUCUGAAGUUCACCUGCGAUAAAAAAGGCUGUUCUUUAAAACCGUAUGUCAUCUAGUUUAGUCAUUUCAGUUUUUAACUGCUACUAAUGAAAGCCAUGAUAACACACAACCAAUUCUUUAGUGUUUCUUUUAAGGUUGCUUAAGCAGAGAUCAUUUUGACCUCGAGUAAUGUUAUGACUGAAUUUAAGUUUAUUUAUUUGACAAUGGAUAACAGAUUUCACUGAGAACUUUCUGAUUACACCAAAGGAGACCAUAAGUAACUUGUGUGGUGAUGAAAAGUUGUUCAACAUCAGGUAUUAAAGACCAGUCACUUCGUUCCCGCAGUAAAUCCACAGCUGUUGCUUGUUUUAAAGACCAGUCAGUUAUUACUGUCGUAAGAUAUACCGACCAUACAAUGACAUACAUUAUAGAUAGGUUUCGUGUAAGAUGACGCCAUAGUUUUUAUUACAGUUUAUUGUUAAAUAAUUUAGCAUCACGUCUGAAGAACAAUUUGUAUUUGCAAGGCAGCUGACUCCCUUUCAAUACUAAGAAUGAAUUCCAUCAAGAAAGUAGUUUCAGAUGAAAAUCUAACGUCUUUUGUGAUAGACUCUAGGUCCGACUAUCAGCAGGGAUAUACUAUCACUUGCUGAGAUUUAAUGUAUUCAGCUGAUUGGUCUUUAUGAGGACCAAUGUUAGUUAUUUAGUUAGUUUCCAUCAUCCACCUAAUCAAUUUUUCUUAUCCAAAAUCUGGGACAUAAAACAUUACGAACGAGACAGUUUGCAGUUGUCAAUACAGCUGUGACGUCAUUUAGGGAUACAUUUGUUUAUUGCCUGUCAGAACCCACCUACACUAACUUAAAAGGGGGUAGAGUUACUUCAUCUACAAAUGGAAGAAAAUAGAUACGACACGUGAGAAGACACAUCUUGUAUGGGCAAAAUUGUUGACCUUUUACUGAAGCUAGAAUUUACAUUAAUUUUUAACCAAUAAGAAUUCGAUUUAUUUAGGGAGAAUUUUCGCACUAAUCAAUCAGAUGCCAUACAUUCAACUUAAGGAAGGACAUUGAAAGGAUACAGAUAAUCUAAAAAAUUUCCCAUCUAGUAACAACUGUCAGCUGGAAAUGUAGGUGUAUUAAUUUCAUUCUUUAUAGUCCCAGAGUAUCAGUAACAUUUAUUUCACUUAUUUAUUGUAAGUAUUUAUUAAUGAUUCCUACAACUGUAAGUUUAAAUAUGUCGCAAUCGAUCGAUAAUCUCACAUCAGCUGUCCAUAGUUCGAUGCUUAACAGCCUUAAAUUGGAUUUGCUAAUUUUUGUCAUUGAUAUUUGUUAACAUUUAAGAGAAAAAUUUAGCAAGUAAUUUAUUAUUCACAAUACUCUCUUGUAAGAUGAAUUCAUUGCAAAUCGACUGUCCUCAUUUUCAUCUAAAAAUUAAUUUUUAUUAUUCUCCUAGAUUGCUUGGAAUACAGAUAGUUUGAACUAAUUCCUAACGUGGCAGAAAAAAAUAUAUUUUAAGCUAAUGUUUGUGGAAAUUGCAGUUACUGUCAAUUAUAUAUUAUCACACUUGUACACAAAACUUCCAAGACGUCGAGUUGACAGCUUUGGUGAAGAACUAGAAAAGUACCUUCAAGCCAAAUUCCAGCACCACUGGUUCCCCAAUGACCCACUAAGAGAUUCUGCUUAUCGAUGCAUAAACUGUGUUGGUCCUCAAGUGGAUCUUCUUCUUCCUGAAGCAGCAGCUGUAAGUGGAUUGGAGUGGAGUGAAAUAGAAGCCUGUCUCCCAGAUGGUCUCAUAAUAAGCGUAGAUCCUGGGCAUGUAGCAUGCCAGUACAACCAAACUAACUGCUCAAUUCAUGAUAGAUUUUCUUCGAAUCAUUGGCCAUCAUCAUCUGUUUCUUUAUCAUCUUCUGGAUGUUCUUCUGCUUCUUCAUCGAUUUCAUCAUCUAACUUGACAUCAGUCUCAUCUCAAACCACACAUCAAGUUCUUUACUGCUUGCAAGAUGCGUGGCCAACAAGUAUCACAAGUAUGCAAAGUGAAAAUAGACAAGAUCCUUUUUCAACAAAACAUGGACGUUCAGAAAAUGAUCAUGGGGAUUUAUUGGCUACUGCUGCUGCUUUGAGUGUGUUGGUUGAACCUGAUGAAGUAAAUGAUACUAAAAUAGAAUCCAGUGCAGCAUAUGGAGUUAAAUUACCAGUAGCAAAUCACACAAAUUGGAGCCAUGAGAAUGUGUCUAUGACGAAUCAUGAGGAGUUAUCCAAAAUUCAACUAAACGAAGUUGAUUUUAAGCCACUAAAUGCUUUACACACUGAAAGGUGUAACGAAAAAGAGGCCGUAAGUAGUUUUCCGUGGAAUUUUUCUGAAGGUAGGAAGGGACCUAGUUUGUUAUCAGUGUUAGAUAGUGAUUCAAUUGGAGGAACACCCUCAACAACUCAGUCAGUGGUUUUUAACGUAAAAACACAUACAUUCCCUCUGUUUCACCGUUCAUCGUCUAAUCCACCUCAGUCAGCACAGCUGACAAACCCUCAUUUUAAUGAGUUUAUCGCUUUAUCUGCAAACUGUGUAAAUUCAAACCUUUUAAGCUCGAAAUUUGACCAGCCAAUGAACUCAGUGUUUACACAUACAUCACCAAAAUCAUUUCCAACCUACCUACAACCUGUCAACACAACAGUAUCAACUCAUCCAUUUGUCCAAAAGUCCACUUCCACACCAAGUUUUACAGCUGCUACUUUUGCUCAAACUAAAUUUGGAUCAACCAAAUUAAAAAAUCAUACUAAACGUACACCAACUCGUAUUCUGUCUCCAACUACAGUACAACAAAGUCUUGCACCUGUUAACAAUACCAGUUUCUUGUCAAACGAAACGGCUGCUGCAAACGGCUUUUUAGUCAAUAAUUCUCGUAUUGAAGCAUCGAAUACGACGAAUUUAAGUGCGUUUCAAUGUUUUCUACCUAUGAAUAUUGAAAUAAAUACAAGUAAACCAGCUAACUGUUUAACCAUAAGUGGAUCUACUCUACCCACUCACAAUGAAUGCCGUAAUAUAAAUUUACAUCAUGACAAUGGAAACUCUAUACCAUCAUUUCAUCAACGAAAUAUGUGCAAUAAUUUUGCAUUAUCAAAUCUAGAAAAUUAUCUGUCAUAUUCAUCUGAAGAGACUAGUCCAAACAGUGUUUUGGAUAGAAUUCAUCUAAAUGAGGUUCACAAUAUACAAAAUGUAUCGAACUACUGGCAGUCAUCAUCAUAUGAAAAACAGAUACAACCUAGUAACAUAAUACAAACAGCAGUAGCAACAACAACAACAACUGAUGGAACAGUUUUAAAGUCAGGUAUUAUUAAUUUUAACAAUCUGGGAUUAUGCACUAACUGGAAUACCAAUAGUAAUACAUCAUCUAUGAACUCAGACAUUUUCAAUGUGUCAAGUAAUCAAAUGAUGAACAGCGAUUUUAAAAGUAAUAUAGCACGACUGCUACCAACAUCGGUUUCUACUGCUAGUGUCAUCGAGCAACAGCCAGUACAACAAAAAAUUAACGUAAAUUUAGACGAAAUCAUUUGCAAAGAUAGUAUGUGUACACCGUCAUCAACAAACAAUAAAGGGAAUGACUGUCUGCUAGACGAUGUCAUGCUCUCAACACGAAUGGUGAAUCUCUUAUUGGAAGAAGACAACCUUAAUGAAUCACAGGGUAAUAAUAUAUUGACAAGUCAUUUGCAAGAAGAAGACUAUACAGAAGGGUUUACAAGUGGGAAGAACGAUUUAUUUUCAAAUACAGUAGAAACAGAUGCUGCUCGUAAUAAUAUUAAGAUAUGUAGUGCUGAUACUAGCCAUCACGAGGCAAUAAAAGACUUAUCAACAGGCGAAAAGUACAAAGAAUCUAAUCUAGUUAGUUCCGUGACGUCAAUAGCCAAUGACGUCACAGAAAGCGUGCUUAACACUGAAGCUGUCUAG